AUAAAACACCGACGCAAAACCGCCUCAUCACCACGCACCCCCCGCUCCGGCCAUCCUCCAAACCGUCAGCACUCAGGCCACCGGAGCUUCGCUCGCCGACCGACUCGACUCGGCCGGCGAUGGGGAGGACGCUGGACGUGCUGCUAGGGCGAACCACCAAGCAGACGGCGCGCCUCAAGUCCCUCCUGCACCUCGCCACGAAGCGGAUCGCCGUGGUGCGCGCGCACCGGGAGGUGCGGUGCGCGCAGGCGCGGGGGGACGUGGAGCAGCUGCUGCGGCAGGGCCACCCGGACCGCGCCCUGCUCCGCGCCGAGCAGGUCAUCCGGGAGCGGGACACGCUCGACGCCCUCCUCCUGCUCGACGCCUACUGCGCGCUCCUCGCCGACCGCUCCGCGCUGCUCGACGACGCGCACCGGGGCUGCCCCGACGAGCUGCGGGAGGCCGCGGCGGGGCUCUGCUACGCGGCCGCGCGCUGCGGGGACCUGCCCGAGCUGCAGGAGGCCCGCGCCCUCCUCGCCGCCAGGUUCGGCCGGGGCUUCGCGUCCGGCGCCGCCGAGCUCCGCGCCGGCUGCGGCGUCAACGCCAAGCUCGUGCAGCGGCUCUCCACGGCCCUGCCCAGCCUCGAGAGCCGCCAGAUGGUGCUCCUCGAGAUCGGCGCCGACAAGGACAUCCCCGUGCGCCUUCACAGCCACGCCGCCGACUCAUACGAGGAUCCGGCCGGCCGCUCCCACCAUGGCCAUGGCCAUGGCCACAGGAAGAAGGGGCACGACGACGACGACGACGAGCGGCGGCACGCGACGCCGCGGGCCGACCAGCCGGAGGGAGACAAGGCCGCCUCGAAGCUGACAUUCAAAGACGUGGAAGAGGCGGCGCAGGCCGCGUUUGAAUCGGCGGCCACGGCGGCCGCCGCAGCCAAGGCUGCCAUAGAGCUCUCGCGAGCAGGCUCUGGCAGCACCGACGACAGGCACAGGAGGAACCCAGGAAGGGCGCAUGCCGACGAUGAGACGCUCCACGGCGGCGACGAUCUGGCCGACGGCAAGGCCAUCAAGAGGAUUGGACAUGUUCGGAACUACAGCUCAGACGCAGAGGAUCUCCCAGAGAAGAAACGCGGAGAAGAGCAGGAUACGCCCAGGAGCAGGCCGGCUUCAGUCAGGACGAACAGAAGACUCUAGCAGAGUAGCAGAUUAGCUGCAGUCAUAUGCCUAUAGCAGAGAUGGUUUCUUGAUUUAGUUGUAUUGAUUGAUAGCAGUUGAACUUUUGCAGCUAUAUAUUGCAGAUCAUUCAUUAUUAAAUUUUGUGUAUGCGAUGUAAAUAGAGAAUUGAGAGAGUAAAUAUUAAUAUGAUUCCGAUUUUUCACCGAA
Messenger RNA from Triticum urartu, 1361 nucleotides. Its product is annotated as vacuolar protein sorting-associated protein IST1. Gene Ontology annotation, biological process: protein transport. The record is from RefSeq and is a predicted model, not a curated record. Lineage: Eukaryota; Viridiplantae; Streptophyta; Magnoliopsida; Poales; Poaceae.